Messenger RNA from Hippoglossus stenolepis (Pacific halibut), 2224 nucleotides. It is a transcript of the gene tom1, whose product is annotated as target of myb1 membrane trafficking protein. Gene Ontology annotation, cellular component: membrane; endosome. The transcript is spliced from 16 exons. The coding region runs from base 160 to 1596 and encodes 478 amino acids. The record is from RefSeq and is a predicted model, not a curated record. Gene Ontology annotation, molecular function: ubiquitin binding; clathrin binding; phosphatidylinositol binding. Gene Ontology annotation, biological process: signal transduction. NCBI's taxonomy places the organism in Eukaryota, Metazoa, Chordata, Actinopteri, Pleuronectiformes, Pleuronectidae.
CAACCGGUGGCCCACUUCAGUGCGGUGCUCAGCGGCAGAGGCAGCAGCGGCAGCAGCAACAGCAGCAGCAUCGGUCCGCAGGAGGGAGCGGGGCUAGUUGUUGGGCUCGGCACGGCACGGCUCGGCCCGGGACGCAGCUCAGCCCUCGGCGGCCUCAUCAUGGAGUUCCUGCUGGGGAACCCGUUCAGCACGGCGGUGGGACAGAGGAUCGAGUAUGCGACCAGCUCCAGCCUCCCGUCAGAAGACUGGGCCCUCAACAUGGAAAUCUGUGACAUGAUCAACAGCUCAGAGGAAGGCCCCAAAGAUGCCGUCAGAGCCAUAAAGAAAAGGAUCGUGGGGAAUAAGAACUUCAAGGAGGUCAUGCUGGCGCUGACUGUCCUGGAGACGUGUGUGAAGAACUGCGCCUACAGGUUCCACAUCCUGGUGACAACACGGGACUUUGUGGAAGGGGUCCUGGUGCGGGCGAUCAUCCCGAGGAACAACCCUCCGCUGAUCCUGCACGACAGAGUGCUCAGCAUCGUUCAGGCGUGGGCCGAUGCAUUCCGCAGCUCGCCCGACCUGACGGGCGUGGUGUCUGUGUAUGAAGACCUGCGCAGGAAAGGCCUCGAGUUCCCCAUGACAGAACUGGAUGGUUAUUCCCCGGAUCAACCUCCCAAACAGCAGACUGUGCCUGGGAAUGGGCCGGCUGUCACUUCUCUGCCUGCUGCGCUGCUCUCUUCCAAACCUCCGCUCAUCCCACCUCAGACCUGUGAACUUAAAAAGGCUCUGGAGGGGACCAAUGCCUUCACUGCCUGCCAGGUGAAGAAGCUGAAGACGGAGCUGGGAGUGGUGCGGAGCAACCUGACCAUGAUGUCCGACAUGAUGAGUCAGCUGGAUCCCGUCACGGUGAAACAAGCCGACAUGGAGCUGCUGGAGCAGUUGUACACAGUUUGUAAGGAAAUGCAGGACAGGAUAGUAAAGAUCGUCCCCCGGCUGAGUGAAGAGAAGCUGAUCGAAGAGUUACUGGCAACAAAUGAUGACAUGAACUCCGCCUUCACUCGCUACCACAGGUUUGAAAGACGCAUAACAAACGGUCAAGAUACAUCACAGAAGAGUCACAUGUACGUCAACCUGGAAGAACUGGAUGUCACGGCUGAGUCUCAGGAGUCGGGACUGGCGUCAGCGACCAGCGACAGUUUGUCCAGUCAGUUGACUAAACUUAGUACAAGUGAAUCAGAGGACACAUUAUCCAAAAUCAACGCCUCAUCUCAACCAACACCAAGUGAGAGAAGUGAAGCUGCAGUGGACGGCCUGGCUCAAGCUCCGGACAACAGGCUCCUCAACCCUGGAACGGACGACAGCCCGGCCUCCACCAGCAGCUCCUCACCAAAGUUAGAUUGGAUGAUAAAAAGGGGAAUGAUUCCUCUCAGCCAGUCCAAUGUUAUGGAUGAUGUUGAGAAAUGGUUAGCGUUGGAUGAUGAGUACGAUGACUUUGAGGACUCUGAUGGUGUGACCAGUGAAGAGUUCGACAAGUUUCUGGCAGGAAGAGCUAAAGCAGCGGAGCGCCUGCCGUCGGUGAGGGCGUCCUCACAGGACACCAACCACUCCGAGUCUUAAACUGAACUGGAACCUGCCAAACUAACAACACUCACCUGCUCCUGCGUCGUCUGCGGAGGAACGGAGAUCUGUUUCAGACCAAUAGUUCAAUGGCACACUGGAUACAUGGGGAAUUACAUCCCAUAAUUAAGGAAGGACUUUGUAACUGUGUACACUGCGAGUUACUGUGGAGAAAAUGUUUUUUUUUUUUAAUUGGUGAAGUUAACAUUUGAUGAAGAAGAACAGAGGUUUUUACUUGACGUUGUUACGAGUUCGUCCAUGUGUGGAAUGCAAACAUUUGCACAUUUUAUAAAGUUACAUUCCUGCUGUUGGAGGAGAGAGAGGCUGUUGUUACAAAAGGGUUUUUGUAACAUAGAUUAUGUAUUAUAUCGCUGAUAAAUAUAUAUGUAUAUUGUUGAAUAUAACGUAAAGGUUACUGAGAAGUCCCCCGUCAAAAUGUGUGUGUAAGAGAAGCUCAGCUGUUGCAUUCAGGAUCCGUGUGAUGCUUCACAUCGUUGUUGAUGUCGGAUGAGAGAAAACUUGUUUUUUUUAACAUCCAAUUUCCCCUGUUAAGAUAUUUUACGUGGAAGUUUAACAGAAAGUUGUGACAGACGACUGUCAUAUAUUAAACUAAGUCCUUUAACUGGAA